Molecule: messenger RNA, 1004 nt
Organism: Gymnodraco acuticeps
Lineage: Eukaryota; Metazoa; Chordata; Actinopteri; Perciformes; Bathydraconidae
Product: dickkopf-related protein 3-like
Exons: 4
Coding region: 185-775 (196 amino acids)
Biological process (GO): negative regulation of canonical Wnt signaling pathway; multicellular organism development
Cellular component (GO): extracellular region
Molecular function (GO): receptor antagonist activity; co-receptor binding
Source: RefSeq, a predicted model, not a curated record
AGUCACUCUGGAAGAGGAGGCCACCAAUGUCACUGCGUCGAUCACUGUAGACUCUUUGCACAUUUACUGGGACUUUUAGACUUUGGAUUUUUAUUUCUCAUACUAAACAAGUGAAUCAUCUUUACUUUGAGUCACCUAGUUUUCAGUCUCACAAGCUUUUAUUUCUUUUAAUUUGUUGGUGGAAAUGUUGGGCAAUCUGAGGAUGCUCUGCCUGUGUCUCUGCUUCUCAUGGGCUGAAACUCGUAUAUGGGCCUGGAUGCUCAACAUGCCUCACGGCCCUCCCAAGGAGGGAUCAAAAGCCCUUAGAGACAGCGCUGCUUUACCCAAAGCAACUACGGCUGUGUGCGACCAUGACAGGGCCUGUGGGCGCGGUUUCUCCUGCGAUCGUCACUUUGGCCUUUGUGUUCCCCUACGAGGGGAGGGCCACUACUGUCGGAGGGAUGCCCAGUGUGUCCGUGGACUCAGCUGCAUGUUUGGAAAGUGCCACCGCAGUAUUCCCAAUGGACAAGAGGGUGCCAGAUGUAAAGUUGAUAGGGAUUGUGGGGAUUCUAUGUGCUGUGCUCGACACCACGGUGAGCAGGUGUGUAAGAGACGUCUGAUCCGUAGCGCGAGCUGUUUUGUUCCCGAUGGCGGCUUGGCAUUCAGCAUAAACCAGAUUUGUCCAUGUGAUGAGGGGCUACUGUGUCGAAAAAACGGAGCUUCACAACAAAGAGAGAUAGAUUUUAUUUACCACCCAGAACGAUCAAGUUGGACCUGCCAAGUUCCCAAAUCCUAAAGCCAGAAUUAUCCUUAAAGCUAUUUAUUGUGUAAAUAUGUUGUAUAUGGUUGUAUAUAUAAAAAAGUGUAUGUUUUUCUAAAGAUAGAUUUCUUAUUUGAGUCUUACAGCAAGGAUGUUUUUAUAAUUAUUUCAUUUUGUAAUUGUUGACAAAAGCACUACUGUAUCUAGCUUAACAAUGCCAUAAGUUCCCUUCCUCAUGCAUUAAAGGAUCUUUGAUUAAAUCUAU